AUGGAAAGAAUCUUUUACAGCACAGAUGUUCGUGAUCCAAUCACCAACUAUCCACUCUAUAUUUUUGACACGUCUUAUUUACCACCUACAGAUGUCAUCGACUAUAAUGAACUCAUUUCUACCCUAUUACAGCGUCUACCACUGAAACCAUACGUUCUUGUGAUGUUCUCAAGCGGUCUAAAUAAAAUCAGCUGGGUUUGGGGUUUAAAGUUCAUCAAAACUUUUAUGCUGAUUGAUAAUGACAGCGGGUACAAUUUGAAAAAUUUGGUCAAGAUCUUUUUGGUUCAUGACAGUUGGUUUAUCAAAUCCAUAACAUCUGUAUUGCAUAAUUACAAUUAUACAAAGAAGAACUUGGUUAACUUAAAUAAGCUUUUGGAUACAUUUGUGUUGGAUCCUACAACGCAGGUAAAGCAGUCAAUUCAGUCAACCCAACUUGCUGAAUCAGCAGGACUCAUUGGGUCCGCUAAUGUGGCUGUAUCAAUGCCAGCUUCAAUGCCAGUUUCAAUAUCAGAGUCUAAUGGAGGAAGCAACCGACAGACCAUUGUAAUUCAUUGUUCAAAGUUAAGCCAAUUAAGCGAAUACCUUGAUAUCACUAAAUUGAAGAUCUCACUCAACAUAUAUAAAUACAAUAUGCAAUUGGAAGAAUCUAUCCAGCUCUCAAUGAAGGUGACUCCCAUCAUCAACCCAUAUGUGACAUUAUCACCUCAAAGUCAUACUUUAUUUUAUCACCACUUGUAUCAAAUUUUCAACAUUAUCAAUUCUAAUUGCUACAAACUCGAAUUUGUAUUUUACAAACCUGGUAAAAAGGCAAACAUUGCAAUCUUGUACGACUGUCUUUGCAGAAACCAAGUCAUUUGGAUCAAUGACUGGGACUUGUACAGCAUCACAACGGUUUUCAAACGCAUCUUACUGGAGCUUCCUCAUCCACUACUACCUUGGGAGCAGUUAAGAUUACCCCUUGGGGAUGAUCUAGAAUAUACUAAAAAUGCUCUUUUAAAAAUAACAGAAAGUCACAAACAUUCUCUGCAAACGGAAAAUUAUGAUCAAUUCUUAAUUCAGUUUUUCGACUGCUUGCAUCUGCUUUUGGUAUAUCGAGAAACAUCAAAGCAUACACCAGCCACCAUUUCUAAAAGCGUUGUUUAUUGCUUAUCGCACAAAGCUUCGUCAGAUGUAAAAGAAACACAGAUUCUUCAGCAGUUUAUUGAAAAUGUUAUGAAUCACUGGCAACAACUCAAAGAUUUUUUUGACUAUCCAUCUGUUGAGCAAAUAAUUUAUGAAAACGAGCAGGACUCCAACAGUAACAACGACAGCAGCAAUUCGAAAGAAAAUGCUUAUGACACAACAUAUGAAAUGACUUUUGAAGAUGAAAGCAAUGACGAUGAGACAAGAAUUGCUUUCAAUACUAAUACGAUAUUAAAAGAAGACUCUAGCUUAAGGGUCGAAGAAAACAGAGAGGAAACGGAUGUUAUCCCAAACAAUAACGCGUCAAUAUUCACCAAAGAUUUGACUCUGGAUCAAACGACACAACAUCCUAACAGGCAUGAUUCAAGGACUGCACACAAUUAUAAUGAUGAAGAUGUCUACCAGCCACCAUUACCUGAAAGAAGGUCUCGCAGUACUUCACCAAGCAAAAAGCCCCCAGUGCCCAAGAGGAGACUCGCCAAAGAUCCCGACCCUAUGUCUUUGCCGCCACUAGCACCACCAGUAGCACCGCAACUACCUGCUAGGAGAGAAUCCGAGGCGGAGUCAGCUACGUCUUCUAUCAGUACUACUCUGCUACCUCCUAUACCUCGGAAGCAAAGAGAACGAAGCUUGUCUCCAAAAAAGACGGAAUCACCACGUAUUGCGCAGGCAGAAUUUGCUAACGAGGGGAAUAACCACAACAAAACAAAGGUUACAGGUUCGCAUGUAAAAGAUGAUCUGUCAUUUUUGAAUAAGAAACCAGUUGGCGAAGACGAGAAAGUGGAGAAACAAGAAGAUCAGAAACAACAGCAGCUUAAAGUGAAUUCUUCAGACUCAUCAAAUGAUGAAAAUUCAAUGAUAUUACCAAGUAUGGACAAAAAUGAAAGAUCUUCAAAAGCUUCUACUGCAGAGCCUGCGUCUAACAAUAAUACCUUUGACUCACUUGGAAAGGAAAACAUCCAUAUAUCUACAAAUAUUCUUAAGUCUAAAGAUACAUUGACAUCUACAUCUGCAUCCAUAUCAGCAUCAUUGAGUAAAUCACAAAAAGCUACUACAAACCAAACAUUGUCAAACGAAUCAAAUUUGCAAUUGCAAUUCCCACCACAGAAAUACCAUUUUACCACCACAGCUGCAUCAAAGAAUUUACAAUCCAAAUCUAAUUUCAACAUUAAGCCUAUCGCAGGCAAUUCACCAAACGAACAGAGUGAUGCUCAUUGCAAUUCACAAGAGAACGAAUCAUCUGGUGUGACCGUUAAAAAGCCAGUGAUUCGUGGUCGUAAAGUGUCACAAUUGGCCAAGCUUUUCGAAGAGAGAUGCGAAGGUAUGCAAAUUUUACAAAGCAUGUAG
Molecule: messenger RNA, 2529 nt
Organism: Lodderomyces elongisporus
Lineage: Eukaryota; Fungi; Ascomycota; Pichiomycetes; Serinales; Debaryomycetaceae
Gene: ECM25
Product: Ecm25p
Exons: 1
Coding region: 1-2529 (842 amino acids)
Biological process (GO): signal transduction
Source: RefSeq, a predicted model, not a curated record